Liolophura sinensis is the source of this 721-nucleotide messenger RNA. RefSeq lists its product as uncharacterized. Bases 9 to 527 code for a protein of 172 amino acids. Lineage: Eukaryota; Metazoa; Mollusca; Polyplacophora; Chitonida; Chitonidae. The record is from RefSeq and is a predicted model, not a curated record. The transcript is spliced from 4 exons. Gene Ontology annotation, molecular function: zinc ion binding.
AUCGUUCUAUGAGGAAAAGCGAGCAACCUCAUCGAAUUGACAUGACGAUUCAUACCCAGGAGAGAAGAAUCACGGACAGUCAUUGUUCAUGUAAAGCUGGAAUAACUGGGCUAUGUUCUCAUGCUGUUAGCGUCGUCUACACAGUUGGCCACUAUAAACGUUUGGGACUGAAAGAUAUCCCUUCACAGCUGGCUUGUACCAGUUUGCCUCAACAGUGGCACAAACCGCGGGGCCCAAAGAUCAAUGCCGAGCCCGUAGCUGCAAUAGUUUUCGCUAAACCAAGGCCAACACCUCGCCGAAAAAGGCCAGUGUGUUGUUCUACACCAACACUUAGGAUCCCAGAAUUGAAGGAAGAUGACAUAAAGAAGUUGAAAGUAGACAAGUCCACACCAUUAUCAUAUUUACUGCAAGAUGAACUGCACACAGAAAAAACAGAGUAUGGAAUUGUGCAGAAGGGUUCAAUGUUACCUUUACAGCUGCCUGAUUCUUGCAACCAUGGAGAACACAUCCAACUCAGAAUAGACUGAAAUAGUAAAUAGUGAACAGGAUUGAUUAACUGACUGGGCAGUAAUGCCAUUAAAUAGCUACUGGAAAAUUUCUCACAACAACGAAACUCAGUUUGGAAUGAGAUGGAUAUUCCCCGUUUCCAGAGUAUGGAGUUAUCUUUCCUUUAGACCCGGUAUCUGCCUUCUGUCGUGUCCCACAGUGACCACAUACUAAG